UUUCUCAGUCAAUAUUUUCAUUUUUGUUUCGUACGAGUAGUAUUUCUCAAAUAUCAAAGAAAUUGUAAAAAAUUUUAGGAAAGUAUCUCUUCGAAGGUGAUUUUUUAUAAAUAACGAAGAAGCUAUGUUAUCAUGGUAACCACUGAAUGCUAUUAAACAAGGAAAACCUGGAAAACGAAAUCAUUCAUUGGCGUAAUUUCUUUUUGCAAGCACUUUGUGAAGUUCGCUGGUAAAAACUCCUUGAAAACUUGAUUUCUCAUUAAGUGUGCAUAUUUGAGUCUCCCACAAUGAGUGCAGAUGGUUCUUCGAUACGCUUUAGCGACCACACACUGGACAAAGCAACUAAAGCUAAGGUAACUCUGGAAAAUUAUUACAGUAAUUUGGUAACUCAAUAUGGAGAGCGCAAACAACGGCUUGCCAAAUUAGAGGCUCAGCUGAAGGAUGAAAGCCUAACAGAGUCACAAAGACAAGAGAAAAGACUACAACAUGCACAGAAAGAAACAGAGUUUUUACGUCUUAAAAGAUUACGUUUAGGUGUUGAAGACUUCGAAGCAUUAAAAGUAAUUGGAAGAGGUGCGUUUGGAGAAGUGCGACUGGUGCAGAAAAAGGACACAGGGCAUGUGUAUGCUAUGAAAGUUUUACGUAAAGCGGAUAUGCUUGAAAAGGAGCAAGUGGCUCAUGUACGCGCUGAACGCGAUGUCCUUGUUGAAGCCGACCACCAAUGGGUAGUUAAAAUGUACUACAGCUUUCAGGAUCCCGUCAAUUUGUAUUUAAUAAUGGAGUUCUUACCGGGUGGCGACAUGAUGACGCUUCUAAUGAAAAAGGAUACGCUCUCAGAAGAAUGUACACAGUUCUACAUUAGCGAAACUGCCUUGGCCAUAGACUCAAUUCAUAAAUUAGGCUUCAUACAUAGGGAUAUAAAGCCUGAUAACUUACUACUUGAUGCACGUGGACAUUUAAAGCUUUCUGAUUUUGGUUUAUGCACGGGCUUAAAAAAGUCGCAUCGUACAGACUUUUACCGGGAUCUUUCACAAGCCAAACCAUCCGAUUUCAUUGGAACUUGCGCUAGUCCAAUGGAUUCAAAACGGCGUGCAGAGUCUUGGAAACGCAACCGCAGAGCUUUGGCCUAUAGCACAGUUGGCACACCUGAUUACAUUGCCCCUGAAGUAUUCUUACAGACUGGUUACGGCCCUGCGUGUGACUGGUGGUCAUUAGGUGUAAUAAUGUACGAAAUGCUUAUGGGUUACCCACCAUUCUGUUCAGACAAUCCUCAAGAUACAUACCGCAAAGUGAUGAAUUGGCGAGAAACAUUAAUAUUUCCGCCCGAAAUACCAAUAUCAGAGGAAGCGAAAGAUACAAUUGUCAAAUUCUGCUGCGAGGCCGAUCGCCGUUUGGGUUCGCAGCGUGGUCUUGAGGACCUAAAAUCAGUGUCAUUCUUUAGAGGAGUGGAUUGGGAACAUAUUCGCGAACGUCCUGCAGCCAUCCCCGUCGAUGUGCGAUCAAUUGAUGAUACGUCCAACUUUGACGAGUUCCCCGACGUUUCAUUGGAAAUACCAUCAGCACCUAUACCUCAAGGCAGCGAAAUAGCCAAGGAUUGGGUAUUCAUUAACUACACAUUUAAACGCUUUGAAGUGCGAAAUUUGGAGUGAAGUCAUUACUAUCUGGGCACAGCUGCAUAGGAAUGCUUCAUUAAACUUGAUUCAAUGAUUUAAAAUCGAACAUUACUAAUUUAAUAUUGUAUUUAUUGAGUUAAAUUAGAAAAAGUAACUUAACUUUAAUGACUAUUUAUUGUUGUCUCAUAUCCAAACAUUUGCAGAUGUAAGUGUCGAGGACAGUUUGUAGUGAUUAUUUCAAAUCUACCUAUUAAGUUUUGUUAAGAAAUGCUCACUUACCAAAUUUAUCAGAUGUGUGUUUCCAGAUGAAGAUUUUUAAUUAGUAUUUUUGUUUUCAUUUACUAAUCAUUUAUCUGAAUCAAAUAAACGACAGUAUUUUGCAAUUAGUUGCACAAUAUUAUUUAUCUUUUGCUGUACUGAUUCAGAAUAAUAUAAUUCAAUAGAACUCAAACUACAGAUGUAUGCUCUUUGCCUAAGUUGAAGCGAUAUAUUGUGAAUAUAUAAUAUAAACUGAAUUUAGUGUUAUAAUUCACAAUGCUAGAUGUAAUAAUGUAUGUACUUCGCAAUACUUAACGUAGAAUAACAGUUUAUUUGCGCUUCUGUGCUAGAUGUUUCGUGUAAACACGUUAGGAAUCACAUUAACCCACUCUGAAAAAUUUUAAAUUAUUUUUGGUAACGCAUAGAAAUAAACGAUAAAAAUAUGAUAAAAUAGAUAUUGCAAUAAACGACGAAUGUGGAUUUACAAAUAGAACACA
Anastrepha obliqua is the source of this 2368-nucleotide messenger RNA. RefSeq names its product serine/threonine-protein kinase tricornered (gene trc). Gene Ontology annotation, molecular function: protein serine/threonine kinase activity; ATP binding. Gene Ontology annotation, biological process: peptidyl-serine phosphorylation; intracellular signal transduction. The transcript is spliced from 6 exons. Bases 288 to 1649 code for a protein of 453 amino acids. The record is from RefSeq and is a predicted model, not a curated record. Lineage: Eukaryota; Metazoa; Arthropoda; Insecta; Diptera; Tephritidae.